CUGAAACACUCCUCGAUCCUCCACUCAUCAUCAUCUGCAUCCAGCGUCUCGGGUCCAGACAACUUCACUUGAACGACAACGAAAUACCAUCCAUCAUCUCAUCUUGGUUAACUCCAAACAUAACUGCAUAACCUUUCAUCAACAGAAGCACUCAUCCUAACCCUCCAAUACCGACCGACCGCCCAAUCUUACAGGGCAUCAUCCAUCUACCCACCCCACAAAGCAACCCAGACCACACCACACCACCCGCCACGAACGAGGAGGCCACGUGGACAAGCAAGAAAAAAACAAAAACAAAAACAGAAUGUCAUCAUCAACACUACCACCACCACCACCACCAUCAACCUCGCAGCCGCUCACCCUAGCAGCCGCCGCCUCCUUCCUCGCCGAAAAAGCCCGCUCCACCUCCCAACUAAUCGAAAAGACCCUUCUUCUGCCACUGUCUUCUUCUAAACCCUUUACCGACCCCUCAAACCCCUACCCUUCCAACCCCUCCCUGGCCAGGCUCGCCAAUCUCUCGGCUAAGCUCCUCCAAUUCAACCAGCACGCCAACACGCUCGGUGACUGUCUGACCAGCGCGGCCAAUGCCUCGGGUGGCGGCGGCGUGGCUGACGAGCUGGCCAGGACGCUGGACAAGGCGCUGACGAGGUGUGAUCAGGGUGUCGAGGUGAUCAGCGGGCAGGUGAAGUGGUUGGGGAGGGACGACGUAGGUACGCAUGUGUUGCAGCUCCAGCCGGGGACGGGGAAAGGGAAGACGCAGAAGGAGGAGGUUGAUGGACAGGUGAUGGAGGAGUAUGCGGACUUGUUGAUUGCCCACGCAAGAUUGUUCAUCUUUGGGUCGCAGAUUGUCAUUUUGGACAUAAAUGAGCAAGCCGAGUGGAUGGCCAAGGCUGAUGUUGACAAGAUGAUCAACAAGGCGGAAGAGUCGGCGAAAAAGGUGUUGCUUGGGAAGAGCAUCUUUAGGCAGCUGUAAUGGUUGCCUAACUAGGUAGCUUUUCCUGGGGCUUUCUUGGGGAUAUGUGCGACAGUGUGAACCCUGCAUGAGGGUUUUUGGGGGUUUUCUUUUUCUUUGUUUCUUUUCUCGAAUUGGAAACAACUAUCAGGAAGUUCAUCACGGAGAUGGUCGAAUGCAUUCAUUGUUUUUGGGAAUCGGAUACGUGAGGGGGUGCAAUCUGGGUUGUCAUGCUUGUGUAACGACAAGUAGUGAACGGAAGCAAUCACAUGGGGGCAAAGAAACAGAAAAAAAGUCACUUUGGCAUGGAAUGUAUUGAUAGCAUCAUAUAGCCACGACAGCGUUCGUUCUAGGAGGAGCAAUUGAGGCAGGUAGGUAGGUAGGGACGUCCUUGAUAUCCAGAUCUCUUCACCCAG
This is a messenger RNA of Neurospora crassa OR74A, 1368 nucleotides long. RefSeq lists its product as hypothetical. The record is from RefSeq and is a predicted model, not a curated record. The transcript has 2 exons. Bases 305 to 973 code for a protein of 222 amino acids. NCBI's taxonomy places the organism in Eukaryota, Fungi, Ascomycota, Sordariomycetes, Sordariales, Sordariaceae.